Molecule: messenger RNA, 1085 nt
Organism: Selaginella moellendorffii
Lineage: Eukaryota; Viridiplantae; Streptophyta; Lycopodiopsida; Selaginellales; Selaginellaceae
Product: probable adenylate kinase 6, chloroplastic
Exons: 4
Coding region: 101-991 (296 amino acids)
Biological process (GO): nucleobase-containing compound metabolic process
Cellular component (GO): cytoplasm; mitochondrion
Molecular function (GO): ATP binding; AMP kinase activity
Source: RefSeq, a predicted model, not a curated record
CUGAAAGAUGGACUCGUGACAGGAGGAGCAGGGGUGCCGGCGCUCGGCGGCGGCGGCGGCGCGCCAAAGCUCGGUAAGUUUUCUUCUAGCUCGGCUCGACAUGGCGGCGGUCCUGGGCCGGCGAUUAAGCUCCGCCAGAGUCGUGGCCGGUCGAUCAAGCUUGAGGCGAUCGUUCGUGGGCGCUAGCGAGGUCGCCUACAACUGGGAGGAUUUCCCCGAGGAUGGAGUGCUGGACGAGAAUGUGGGCUGCAAGAGCUGGCCCGGGAUGCAGUGGGUCUUUCUGGGAUGCCCCGGCGUUGGCAAAGGAACCUACGCGAGCCGGCUCGCGCUGGGUUUGCGCGUUCCUCACAUCGCAAUGGGCGAUCUCGUGAGGCAGGAGUUGAAACGAGACUCUCCUUUGUCUAAAGAGCUCAAGGAUUUAGUGAGCCGAGGGAAGCUGCUUCCGGACGAACUCGUUCUCGGCCUCUUGACCAAGAGGCUGGAAGAAGCGUCCGCAAAUCAGGACGUUGGAUUCAUCUUGGAUGGAUUUCCUCGCACUGCCAGUCAAGCCAAAACGCUGGACUCGAUCGCGAGCAUAACUCUGGUCGUCAACCUGCGACUGCGGGAGGACGUCCUGGUUGCAAAGUGCCUGGGGCGGAGGAUUUGCAGCCAGUGUCACGGCAACUUCAAUGUCGCCAACGUGGACGUCCCAGAAACCGAGACUCUCCCCCGGAUCUUCAUGCCGGCCAUCUUGCCACCCCCGCGGUGCCUCAAGAAGAUGACCAUGAGAAGCGACGACACGGAAGAAGUGAUCAGGGAAAGGGUCCGGAUCUACUCCCUGGAGUCGAGACCCGUGGAGGACUACUAUAGAGCACAGGGGAAGCUGCUUGACUUUGAGAUCCUUGGCGGGAUCCCGGAGACUUGGCCUCGCCUUUUGAGCGCGCUCAAUCUCCAGGGCAAGAUCGCCAACACGUCCCUUGUCUCCGCCGAGAAACAAAAGAUCGCCGCGUAGCCUUGUCCAUUAUUUAUUGUGUUGGUCGUGUGCGAGAAAGAACUGUGGAUAUAGAUUGUAUAGUUUUGUAAUAAUAUGUUGCAAAAUUUUGGAA